This is a messenger RNA of Trypanosoma rangeli, 1242 nucleotides long. RefSeq lists its product as uncharacterized. The record is from RefSeq and is a predicted model, not a curated record. The transcript has a single exon. Bases 1 to 1242 code for a protein of 413 amino acids. Lineage: Eukaryota; Euglenozoa; Kinetoplastea; Trypanosomatida; Trypanosomatidae.
AUGAUGCUUAGGAAACGAUAUAGACCUCUUGAUGCAGCAGAAGAGCGUUCUGUAGACGUCGAGCAUAAGCUACGGGUUGGUUUGCUCUACGAUGAACAGUCGUAUUGUUUUAGUUGGCCGGAUGCUCCAUUAACGGCCAUGCUGCGGUGCUCGAACGCGUCUUUGACUCCUGCCUUCCAUGGGAAUAUGGUGUCACCAACACAGGCCUCAAUCGCCCAACCCCCAAUCUUUACGGUGGAUCGUGUUGCGGCUGAACAUGGGCAAAGUGAGUUUGUUGCCUCUCUUUCUGCUAGUCAUCCGGCCAUCCCAUUUUCAUCAGGCGAUGGCUCCCUAGGCCGGCGGAGUAACGGAACGCAGCGCUGCAAACGGCACCAGGGGGGUCCAGUAUCAGCUGCCACAGAGGACAGUAUUUUCUCUUUCAAUGCUCAUCAGAUACAAGAGCUGAAAGAGGCCGGUGCUUUUAACCUGUUUCGUGAGGCAUUGUCACAAAGGGCGCCCAACUCGAUCAAUCUUGACAAUGAAGAAGAAUUGGGGAAUUUAGGUAGGCGAGAAAUGGAAAACGAAAUAGUGCGUUUGGAAUGGCGAGCAUUUCAUGAGUCCGAGAAAACAGCCCCCUCACUUCAGCGCAUCCUUCUCCUGACAUCAGCGGUGCCUUUCAUCGAGAAUGCGAAAAGCAAUAGGAAGGAAAUUUCUUCCCAGACGCCUCAUGAAUGGCAGCGCAUUGUUUAUGAUUUAUGGGUAAAAUGGAGAUGUGGAACUCCGAUGUCGGGUGGAAGUAUGCUUUCUGGUUCAAAUACAUUACCAUGGGGUUCUCCGCUCCUACCGGGUGCCUUUCUAUCCUCAGAGACGAAGGAAUAUUUCUUAACCGGCAACAACGACCAUAACGGUUUCAUUAAAGCGGGUCGAUCAUCGGAAAGAAGGGGUGGGGAGGGAGCAGCUAGGCAACUGCCUGCCGCUACAAUUCAUAGGCGUCGCGGGGCCUACGGUUAUCUUCGUUGGCGUAUAGACUUGUAUGAGCCACGGCUACGCUCUUCCUGGGCAGGAGACAGGGGAGAGAACAGGGAUCGAGGAGCAGCAAAAAUGCUGAGUGCGACCGAGGUGAGCAAGCUAAUAGAUGAAAAAAUUCCUGCUGCCUUGGCUGAGGUGAAGUGUGAGGAACGUGCGGACCCUGUAGAUGCAUUGGCCCUUACCGAUAUUCGCAACGAGGUAGAGACAUGGAGGCAGUGGCUUGCGCAUGUCUGA